AUGGCCAUGAAUAACUAUCAAUGGCCUAGUGAACGGGAUAAACAUAAGAAGGUAGUUGGUAUGCAUGAGUUGGAUGCUAUUAACGCUCUUACUGCUCAGGUUGCAUCAUUGAUCAAGCAACUACAACAAAAUUCUAUGUCCACUCAAGUCAUGCAAAUCCAAGCAGUUUGUCAUAAUUGUGGUGGUCCUCACCCAUUUAAGCAGUGCAUGGUAGUUGAGAUGAACAAAUCCAUUCCUGUGGAACAGGUGAAUAUGAUGGGAAAUUUCAACAGACAAGCUAAUAAUCCAUUCUCCAACCCGUUCAAUCAAGGGUGGAGAAAUCAGCCUAAUUUUGCAUGGAGAAAUAAUUAUGGUCAUCAACAAAUUCAGCAGGCUAUGCUUCAAUCUCCACCCCAGGCACCGUUACAACCACCGGUACUACCUGUUGCUCAAGAGAAGACAAAUGAGUUACAAGCUUCAUUGUUAACUCUGACCAACUCUCAAUCUCAAUUUAUGACAGAAACUCGCUUAUCCGUCAGGAAUCUUGAGAUGCAAGUUGGUCAGUUAGUAAAUAUGUUACAAAGUAGGCCUCAAGGAAAUUUUCCAAGUAAUACAAAGGUGAAUCCUAAAGAACAGUGCAAUGCAAUCUCUUUGAGGAGUGGGAAGAAGUUAGAAGAGCCAGUCAAGAAGUCUAUACCUGCACCAAAAGUUGAUGUUGAGAAUGAGGGUAAGGUAGAAGAAGAGGUUAUUGAAGAUCUUGAGAUGAAGCAGUCACCAAAGAAACUACCUCCAAAGCUUAAAGAUCCGGGUAGUUUCGCAAUUCCUUGCUCAAUAGGAGAUACUAUUAUGACCAAGGCCUUAUGUGAUUUAGAGGCUAGUGUAAAUUUGAUGCCCUUAUCUAUUUUUCGGAAGCUGAAAUUAGGAUAUGCUCGCCCCACUACUGUGUCCUUACAAAUGGCAGAUCGCUCUAUUAAGAAACCUCAUGGAGUAAUUGAGGAUGUCUUAGUUAAAGUUGGUAAAUUUAUCUUCCCUGCUGAUUUUAUUAUUCUAGAUAUGGAGGAAGAUGCAAACAUUCCCAUUAUUUUGGGAAGACCAUUCUUAGCCACAGGGAGAGCACUAAUUGAUGUACAAAUGGGGGAGUUGAAGUUGCGAGUGCAGAAUGAAGAGGUAACAUUUGAUGUUUUUGGAGCAACUGAUAUUCCACUUGUUGUAGAAUGGAUGUGGUUCACUGCGAAAAUGUCCAAAAUCUGUGAAAAAACACUAAGAAAAAUGACUGCAAAAGAGGAGAGUACUAGGCUAAAAGUUGAGAUUGAAGAGCUAAACAUACAUAAAUCUACAUCAGAAGGGGAACUAGCUCAAAAUGAGGAAUACAAUGGGGAAAAUGAUGAUGGGGACUACUAUGAUGAAAGUCAAUACUAUGAGAAUCCAAACGAUAAUGAAGGGCAAAACUAUGAGACUCCAAAUGAUGAAGUCUAUCAUCCUGCCCCCUAUAAUGCAUAUGAUCCUUUUCAUUAA
Humulus lupulus (European hop) is the source of this 1494-nucleotide messenger RNA. RefSeq lists its product as uncharacterized. The record is from RefSeq and is a predicted model, not a curated record. Bases 1 to 1494 code for a protein of 497 amino acids. Lineage: Eukaryota; Viridiplantae; Streptophyta; Magnoliopsida; Rosales; Cannabaceae. The transcript has 3 exons.